AUGGUGGAGCUGCCGGCGGCAGUGGCGGUGGUGGUGGUGGAGGAAGGUGAAUCAAGGGUGGGGUUGCGCCGGUUGAGUUUGAAGAUGAACUACUCCGAGUCAACAAAAGCCGUUUUCGAAAGAAUUCAAGAUCUCGACCCGGAAAACGUCUCCAAAAUAAUCGGUUAUCUCCUCCUGAAAGGCUACUCCAAACUCGAAAUGAUCCGUUUAGCCUUCGGACCCGAAUACCUACUCCGCUCGUUGAUCGAAAAAGUCAAACAAGACCUCACCUCAUCUCCAAACCCUAGUACUCCACUACUCUCACCCCCCAAAACAAAACUCCCCACAAACUUCACCCCCUUCACCCCUUCUUCAUCUCGUUCCCCACUCGAAACCGGACAACGGAAUAUUCCUCUAGCUACGAUCCCGGCCACUUAUCACCACCCAUCGGUUCAUAACUUCCAACAACCUCAUCUGAUCUUGCCCUUGGAAGAUCAGUUCAUGCAAUACUGUCAUGUGCAUGAUUUCUGCCCCCACUUUCCGGAACCUUCCGGAGCAAUGAUAUGCGAUAACUUCCAGAAGGGGUAUUGUAAGUACGGGGGCGCGUGUAAGUUCUUGCAUGUACUUGGAACGGAGAACGGGGGCUAUAUGGUACUUAACCCACCGAACGAGCCGAAUAUUGACCGCACGUUUUCGCGUGGAGCCCUCAAGCAACUCGAGGUGGAGAUAAUCGAGCUCUUGAAAUCGAGGAGGGGUAUUCCUGUCUCGAUUUCUUCGCUGCCCAUUCUUUAUUACGAUAAGUACGAGAGGGCGUUUAUGGUCGACGUGUAUCUUAGAGAAGCGCAAUGCACCGUUGCUCAACUUUUUGCUUACAUGACGAAAUGCAUUCGCGUCAUUGACAGGCCACAUGGGAGGCAGUCGAUUAUUUUGGCGGAUGAUAUACACAAGUACAAUAGAUUUAUCGAAGAAAGAAACGGAGAUGAAUUUAUUGCAGCGAAUUCGUGCCAAGUUUAUCUGACUUUUCUUCCGCAGAGUAGUUUCUCUGAUCUAGAUAUUUACGAUUAUUUCGAGAAUUUUGGGCCGGUAAGGGAAGUUAGGAUUCCGAAUUUGGACAAGAGGAUGUACGGUUUUGUGACGUUUGUUUAUCCGGAGACAGCCGCCCUUGUCCUGACUAAAACGAACCCUCAUUUUAUCGGUGAAGCGCACGUCAUGGUGAAACCUUAUCGAAAGACAAUCGUCCUUGAUAGAAAGACGGAGGAGAAAAUCGAGCAUGCAAUUAACAGCGCUCCAAAUCAAGAUGCAGAAUCCAAGCCUCCUUCAAUUGAGCUCAAGAGGAAGGAAAUCGUCUCGGAGACAGAUCAUACGUUGUUGCUCACGAGCCAGUCGUCGUCAUCUGAUGGCUCCAGCACUAGUCAAGACAAACGUACUCACGUUAAGACGAGCAUCAACGAGCCGCCGGAGAGUUAUGAAGAAAUAGAUCUUCCAGAAAGCCCAUUUGGAUAUGAAGUUGCUGAAUUAUUCUGA
This is a messenger RNA of Erythranthe guttata (spotted monkey flower), 1503 nucleotides long. RefSeq names its product zinc finger CCCH domain-containing protein 18. Lineage: Eukaryota; Viridiplantae; Streptophyta; Magnoliopsida; Lamiales; Phrymaceae. Gene Ontology annotation, molecular function: metal ion binding; RNA binding. The record is from RefSeq and is a predicted model, not a curated record.